Schistocerca piceifrons (Central American locust) is the source of this 1837-nucleotide messenger RNA. Its product is annotated as cytochrome c oxidase assembly protein COX18, mitochondrial. Bases 45 to 1424 code for a protein of 459 amino acids. The transcript is spliced from 7 exons. NCBI's taxonomy places the organism in Eukaryota, Metazoa, Arthropoda, Insecta, Orthoptera, Acrididae. Gene Ontology annotation, biological process: mitochondrial respiratory chain complex IV assembly; protein insertion into mitochondrial inner membrane from matrix. Gene Ontology annotation, cellular component: mitochondrial inner membrane. Gene Ontology annotation, molecular function: membrane insertase activity. The record is from RefSeq and is a predicted model, not a curated record.
UAAAGUGAAGUAAUAGGUCAAUAGUGCUUACAAUACACCAUUCAAUGAAACUUCCUGUCUCACCUAUCGUGGACAAAAUGUUUUCACGAUAUUCGAAUUUUUGUGUUUCUAAAGUUAAAAGUGCUGCGUUAAAUCGGGCAUACAGCGUUUGUGCAAACAGAUCUUAUUCUGGCGUUGAGUUGGACCAUUUACACCAAGAGAAAAAAUGUGGGCUUUUCUUGUUUAGUAUGGGAAGAAACAAAUGUUGUCAGCGAAGGUCCCUCUCCUCACAAUUUUCACCGGAAAUCGCGCCUCAUCCUCCCAUGGUUUUAAAAUUUCUGUCCGAAAGCAGCCCAGUGCUUUUUGCUCAAGAAAACCUAGUCCUUCUUCACGAUCUGACAUGUCUACCGUGGUGGGCCACGAUCAUUUCUUCAACUAUCAUACUCCGCACAGCAGUAACAUUACCACUUGCUGUGUAUCAGAAUCAUGUACUAGCCAGAUAUGAAAACAUACUUCAAGAAAUGCCUGCUAUUGUAAAGGAAUUGAAAGCAGAGACGGCGUACGCUGUGAAAAAAUUUCAGUGGACAGAAAAGCAAGCAAGAGUAGUAUAUAACCGCUCAUUGCGGAAGCAGUUAAAAAAGUUAAUUAUAAGGGAUAACUGUCAUCCAGCCAAAGCAUCAUUACUAGUGUGGGUUCAGAUUCCAAUGUGGAUUUGUUUGUCGGCAUCUCUGAGGAAUUUGGUGUACAUGUUACCACAGCAUUCAGUAGGUGCCGAGAUAAAUUUUGUUCAACUUACUAAGGAGGGAUUGCUCUGGUUCUCAGAUCUUACUUUGCCUGAUUCAGCUUUCAUAUUGCCAUUAAUUUUUGGCAUGACAAAUCUUGCCAUUGUUGAGGUUGAGCACUUGCAACGUGAAUGGAUAGUUCAAUGCCAACGCAAGGACAAAGUGAAUGUGAAAACUGCACGUGUGUGUUCAGCUCAUUUUCGGCCUGAAUACUAUGAACGGGAUCUGAGAAAUGAGCUUCUAGGGUUACCUUCAAGAAAGAAGUUAUUACCAACUGCAAUCCCCUGCAUAAACAUUCCAAACUGGCAUGGAGAAGAAAUUGUGGAAAGCGGUGAUGCAAACGAAAAGAUUGUGUCACUCUCAAAGGUUAAAACUCCUGGAAAAUUGCAGAAAUUUAUUACAAAUUUUUUCAGGGUUCUUACAAUAGGAAUGACUGCAAUAGCAACACAGGUGCCUUCUUGCUUAACAGUUUAUUGGGUGACGUCCAGUUUCUACGGCUUGGUACAAAACAUAGUUCUUAUGUCACCACGUGUCAAGAAAUUCUUUAGAAUACCAGAAACCCCUUCCCAACUAAAACAUCCAUACAUGCAUAUUUACAAGCGCUUAAGGGAGAAAGUAGAUAAACUGUUUACUUUUGGAACACAAGUGUCAAAGGAGAAGUAGCACGCUUGUUUUGUGAUACAGGUUUUCAGAGAGAGGAAGAGAACCCACCCAUGAAGAAAUAUUACUAUAUGUUGAAAUAGAUACUGGUACAGUGACUGGUGUAAUGUAAGUUGUGAAUGGGCUUAUAUAAGACACAUUUCUUAAUUUGUACACUCAAAUAUUAGAGUGAAUUUCAGUUAAGUUUUUGUUCCUUGUUGUCUUUGACAACAAGGUCAAUCUUUAUUACAGAUGUAUCAUGUGCUUUCCUAUGACAAUCAUGCUAUGGUGAAAUCUUGUUCACAUUUUGAAAGUGGAUGCCCUGCUGGAUAUAGGAAAGCAUGAGUGUGUGUGAUUUAUGACUUGGCAGUUGUCAUAUCUGAAGCUUUGGGUAACCCUGUUAGGGGUCAAACACAUUAAUUAACAAUUUAGAAAGC